GAGAGGUCGGGCGCUGCGCAGGGGAGCCGCGAGGCCGCCCGAUGGUGCUGCGGGGCGGCGGCGGCGGAGGUGCCCGGCGCCUUCUGCUGCUGGCGCUGUGGCCGCCGCCGACGUCGCCCAGCGUGCUGCGCCUCUGGCUGCUGCUGCUGGGGCUGCUGCUGCUGGCGGCGCUCGGGCAUGCGUGGACCUACCGCGAGGAGCCCGAGGAGAGCGACAGGGAGGUCUGUUCCGAGAGCAAAGUGGCCACCACCAAGUACCCGUGCCUGAAGCCCAGCGGAGAGCUCGCCACCUGCUUCAGGAAAAAGUGCUGUAAGGGUUAUAAGUUUGUUCUUGGACAAUGCAUUCCUGAAGAUUAUGACGUCUGCGCAGAAGCUCCUUGUGAACAACAGUGCACAGACAACUUUGGACGAGUCCUAUGCACAUGCUACCCUGGUUAUCGGUAUGACCGCGAAAGGCACAAGAACAGAGAGAAACCCUAUUGCUUAGAUAUCGAUGAGUGUGCCACAAGCAGCGAGCCUCUCUGCCCCCACAUCUGUGUCAAUACCCUUGGCAGCUAUCGGUGUGAAUGUAAUGAGGGGUACAUACGUGAAGAUGAUGGGAAAACAUGCACCAAAGGAGAGAAAGGGUUUUCUGAGAAGGCUGAUAACGUGGUGAAACCAGGGGCCUGCUGUGCCUCUUGCAAAGAGUUCUAUCAAAUCAAGCAGACAGUGUUGCAACUGAAACAAAAGGUUGCUUUGUUGCCAAAUAAUGCUGCUGACCUUAGCAAACCAAUCACAGGAGAAAAAGUACUUGCAUCCAAUACAUUAAUACCAGGUCCUCCUGGACAGCCAGGUGAUCAGGGUCCUCCAGGUGCCACAGGUCCGCAAGGGAGCCCUGGAUUUCCUGGAUCUCCUGGCCCUCCAGGUCUGCCAGGCCCUAGAGGAGCAAUGGGGCCUAUGGGACCCUCUCCAGACCUGUCCCAUAUUAAACAGGGCAGAAGGGGCCCCGUGGGUCCUCCGGGAGCACCAGGAAGAGAUGGAGCAAAGGGUGACAGAGGGGCACCAGGAGAAAAAGGAGCACCGGGGCCACCAGGUUCUUUUGACUUCCUGUUGCUAAUGAUGGCCGACAUCAGAAAUGAUAUCGCUGAGCUGCAAGAGCGGGUGUUUGGCCACAGGACUCAUUCAUCGACUGAAGAGUUUCCAUUACCUCAGGAAUUUACAAACUAUCAGGACAUAGUGGAUCUGGGAUCCGGAGAAGAUUACAAACAAAGGACUGCGUCAAAAGACUCCCGAACAUACGGAGAAGGCAAUCAUUAAAACAAGCUUGUGACCUGGAAAGAGUAAAACUUUGCAGGGCAGUGGUCCACAAGUCAUUUAAGCCAGCGUACUUGCACAUAUUCCAGUUUAGCCCCAUGGAAAUGGGCCCAUGUACACGAUUCACUGAAGUUACCAUCUUCCCUUACUUUAGCACUGCAGGCAGGACCAAAUUAAGAGCCAGCUAGGUGAUCAGCACUCAGUGAGAAUUAUCCAUUGUUGGAAUGUGCAGGUGGAGAACUGCAUAUGAAAAACCAAGACCUGAUUGUAGGUAGAAGACGUAUGUGUUAGAAAGGAACAAUCCUUUCUACACGUUUCCUUGACAUGCUAUCUUUGGUCUGCAUGGAGUUGUAUGUUUCUAAGAUAAGGAGCGUUCAAAUGUUUGAACUUCUGGUUGCUGCCUGAAGUGCUACAGCUCAGCAGUUUAUGAUGGCUAUAUAUUACCUUCCAUAUCAGAAGAAGUGUGCUUCAGAAUAGCUAUUGGUGCAGAACACAAGUGGAACAGCACCAUAACAUUCAUGCCCUGCUUGUGAGCAUCCCAGACGCAUCUGGUCAGCCACUAUUUGGAAUGGAAUGCUGUCCUAAAUAGACCUUUGCUCUGAUCCAGCUGCUGUCUUAGCUUGUUAACAACAGUUGCAUCCCAUGAGUCUGCUUAUAGUGUAACUCGACUCUCAAGAGCAAGGGCCAUCAGGAAUUUGGCUGUCACCCAGGAUUCCCAUAUCAUACUCUGCUCACAUCUAGAGGAAGGAUUGUGCAAAUAUAGCUAUGAACAUCCACCUGCACUGCCUUCCUCCUGUUCCUUUUUUCUUUUAGCAGGCUGAACAGGAUACUGGUUGACCAUGAUUAUAUGCAUAUAUCUUCAAUUUUUCUACAUGUCAGAACACAUUUCAUUCUCCUUUGUCUUCCAGUAGGGGAACAGCUGCUGUAUCUGUGACUUUAAAGUGUAGACAGUUUUAAAGGAGCUCAGUUGAAGGAGCAAGUUGGAUGUACUCCACCUGUUGAGACACUCCCAAAUAAUUAUGCCAUGCUGCUGGCCUCCAUUUCCUUGCCACCCAACUCCCCGAUGCUGCAUAAGGAUGCUGGUGGGAGUUGAAGGUGAGGACAUGUACAACGUGGAGUUGUAAAUAAUUGUUUGCCUUCUCAUCUUCACCAUGGCACUCCCUUCCUCUCGUUGCACCAAGGAUACAGUGUGUGCAAGGCAAGGAAUGGGACUUUCUGCAUUCACACAAUGGCCUAACAUUAGCAUAAAGGAGGAAAUUUUACAUCUGCAAUGUGUGCUCAAAAGUAGGCAAGGGUCUUCAAGUGCACCAGGUAAUUUUCUACAGCCGAGUGACCUGUAAGCUACCUUAGGUACUAGUUCUGUGGCUUAAAUGAUUUGUGGACUGCACUGUUAAAAAGAGUUGUACAAUAUUUUAAAAAUGCACUGAUAAUGUAUAAAGUUUUAUAUGUUUUAUUGUCCAAAGUUUCUCAGUUCCCUUUUUUACAGAGACGUUUACUGGUAGUAACACAAUCCAGCUGUGUUAUUUGUUAGCCCAAGAACUAGCCCCAAACUGUCUAAACAUGGACUCGAUAAUAGAUUCUGCUUUGGAGCAAAAAGUAAAAAAUAAAAAUCCUAACGCAUUGGUAAUUCCAAGUGCAGUGGCAUAAUUUGCAGUCAGAGGUAGCUACAAAUGCGUGACGUUUCCUUUUUCUUAGCAAAACAGUGAAGUUUGGGAAAGUGGCCAAGUGUCAAUGUUAUUAGCCAGUUCAUAAAUUGUACUUUCCAGCCACAAGGCAAUGACCUUGAAUGAUCCCCAUUUUAGGUGCAAUAUAAAAUUGCCUGUAAUCAGACUUCUAAUACAUGUAUCUUUCGUAAAAUACAAACAGUCAUGUAGUCAGUUCUUGUUCCAUAUUCCCCUGGCUGCAACUUAUACACAAUGCCAAUUUAGUGCUGAUGGGGGAUGAGAUUAUGGCUGGUCCAUGUUCGAAAAAGAAUAUACUGAAUAUAUCCCCUACUUAAAUCUAAGUCCUGAUUUGAGAGCUGCAAUGCUCAAGGGCUUUCACAUCACUAGUGGUACUUCAGAAAAUCUCAUGAAUCUAGUUCAGUUCGCUUGAUGGCUUUUUUUCUUAAAAGCAUGUGCAAUGGGCCAAUUGGAUUGGCUCCUUGGGUUUUUAGUAAGGGGUGGUGGAGAAUUAAGGCAUGAAAGCAGAAUAGCAAGAAGAGGCAGUGUGGGCAUGAUCCAGCAGACCUUAAGUCCCAUUGCUUUCAGUGGGAGUGAGCCAAGUGCCGGCUUUGACUGACUCACGCCCAUUCUUAUUUUACGAAAAGAAAAGUAUAAUCAAACCAUUCACAACGUUUAGUGUAAUGAGAACAUUCUGUGUUGUCAAAAGAUGGUUUAGUUUUGCUUUUUAAAGGCUUAAUGUGUCUACAGAAAAAAAUACUAGUUCCCUAGAACGUGUUUUUAAAUGGCCACAAUUCCAAAGAUUCUAUAUACUGCUGAUUAAGCAUCAUUAUUAAAAGUAGUUCCAUUGAUUUCAGUAGAAAGGCGGCUUGAUCCUGUGCAUUUUUACAUAGCAGCAAGAGCCACUGAGUUCUAGGGGACUAGCUCUUAGCUAAAAGUGCAUAGGAUUUGCACAUAUGCCAGCUUAGACCCUUGGUGUGUAUGCUUCUGCAGUAGUUAGCAGUAACCAAAAAUUAGCUGAGAUGCAGGCAUUAAAAAGUUUUUGCUAAAGAUUUCCCAACUGGCAUGAACAAAUACGCAGAAGAAAGGAAGAAAUAAUAUUCUAUAAUCUUUGAGUAAUCCCUCGAGAUCUCAACGCAAUCCCUGUCCGAGACUGUCUGUAACUGUGCAGACAGUUCACCAGGAAUUUUCCCCAUGCAUGCCUCACAGGAAUGAGUGGAUCUGGGGCAAACUCAUUCUCAGUAGAUUUGUGGCCAAUCUCUCUUAGAGAUCAUAUUUCACAGUAAACGGGCGGAAGCAACUGGAGGUUAACAACGUGACCCAUAAUUUUAUUACUUUCCUCCCUUUUUUUGUAAUAAUAAAAGACACAGAGCUUUGUCCCUUUGUACACAUUUAGAAAGCUAUGCAACACACAAUUAUUUAUGAUGAUUAUAUGAAGUACAAGAGAGUAUAAAAAGUGACUGUGAUUAUGCAAUGUAUUUGCAAUUAAAGAAGGAUAUUUUUUCUUA
Molecule: messenger RNA, 4461 nt
Organism: Podarcis raffonei (Aeolian wall lizard)
Lineage: Eukaryota; Metazoa; Chordata; Lepidosauria; Squamata; Lacertidae
Gene: CCBE1
Product: collagen and calcium binding EGF domains 1
Exons: 11
Coding region: 42-1295 (417 amino acids)
Molecular function (GO): calcium ion binding
Source: RefSeq, a predicted model, not a curated record